Molecule: messenger RNA, 3660 nt
Organism: Glossina fuscipes
Lineage: Eukaryota; Metazoa; Arthropoda; Insecta; Diptera; Glossinidae
Gene: dl
Product: embryonic polarity protein dorsal
Exons: 6
Coding region: 321-3167 (948 amino acids)
Biological process (GO): canonical NF-kappaB signal transduction; regulation of DNA-templated transcription; cellular response to stress
Cellular component (GO): cytoplasm
Molecular function (GO): DNA-binding transcription factor activity; DNA binding
Source: RefSeq, a predicted model, not a curated record
AUUGUUGGAGCGAGUGUUUUGUUUUGUUUUUUUUUUCUUUUCUUGCAUACAUGUUUGUUUGAGUGAGAAUAAUUAUUUUGUAAAUCUUGAGAAACUAUUAUUCAUAUAGUAACGGUAUUCUACAUAAGCCACAUACUUACAUAAUUUUACCAAUAAUAUCGUGUAUAACUAAAUGCAUGCACUUGAAUGUGGAAAAACCUUGCAAAUCGGUGCGAACAACAAUUUCUAAAUAUCUGUUAUUUUAACGUAGAUGAGAAAAAUCCUUAAAAAAUUUUAUAUUAAGUAGCUGAGCUAUAAAAGAAAAGAAAAGAGAUACAGUAAUGGAUCACACGCAGCAACACAAUGUUGGUUAUGAUAGUACACAGCAGCAGCAACAACAACAACAGCCAAAGCCGUCAUUGCCAAAUUCAAAUACCAGUAGAAAUGUACGCAAGCCUAAGCCAUACGUGAAAAUUGUUGAGCAGCCAGCAAGUAAAGCUUUAAGAUUCCGUUAUGAAUGUGAAGGACGCUCCGCUGGCUCAAUUCCUGGUGUCAAUUCGACGUCCGAAAAUAAGACAUAUCCAACAAUUGAAAUUGUCGGUUACAAGGGACGAGCUGUGGUUGUGGUGUCUUGUGUUACCAAAGAUGAACCUUAUCGACCUCAUCCUCAUAAUUUGGUUGGUAAGGAAGGCUGCAAAAAAGGUGUUUGCACAAUAGAAAUAAAUUCAGAAACUAUGCGAACGGUAUUCAGUAAUUUAGGCAUCCAGUGCGUCAAGAAGAAAGAUAUUGAAGCGGCGUUAAAGGCACGUGAAGAAAUACGUGUGGAUCCAUUCAAAACUGGAUUUCAGCAUCGUUUUCAGCCAUCCGGUAUAGAUUUGAAUUCGGUAAGAUUGUGUUUUCAAGUAUUUAUGGAAGGAGAGCAGAAGGGUCGUUUUACGCAACCUCUCCCGCCAGUAGUGUCAGAACCCAUUUAUGAUAAGAAAGCCAUGUCCGAUCUCGUGAUAUGUCGUCUAUGCAGCUGUUCAGCCAGUGUGCUCGGUAAUAAUCAGAUUAUAUUGCUAUGUGAGAAGGUGGCCAAAGAGGAUAUAUCAAUACGGUUUUUCGAAGAGAAGGAUGAGCAAGUCAUUUGGGAGGGAUACGGAGAUUUUCAACAUACCGAUGUUCACAAACAAACUGCCAUCACAUUCAAGACACCACGGUAUCACAAAUUGGAUAUAACCGAACCGGCUAAGGUUUUUAUACAAUUGAAGCGACCGUCAGAUGGAGUUACUAGUGAGGCGCUUCCCUUUCAAUAUAUACCAUUAGAUUCAGGUAGGCAUCGUUUUUGGGAUCUUCGUCGGAACUUGAAAAGGAAACCCGACUUAGAUAUUUUUCAACAAAUUCUCAAUGUUGAUCGUGAGAUACAGCAAACUGCUGUUACGAGUAGUGAAAUAAUCGAUCUUAAUACACCAACAGGAGAAGAAGAAAAAAAUUUUGAAAACAAUCUUUUUGAUAUCGAGACUACACUGACACUGACAAAUGACCCAAAGCACGCGGUGACUGAAGAUCGUAAUUCUUUAGAAAUUGAUUCAAUAAUUGAAGAAAAAAUACGUGAACUUGAACAACAACAAAUAAAGACAGAAACUUCUAUAAAUCCGUCACGAGAAUUUGCAACUAACAUAACACAAGAUGAAGCGCAAGCUGCUUUUGACGUGAAUACCUCCGCAACUGGUGAGAUACCUUCAUUCACAAUUACUGAUAAAAUAAACGAAUGGAUGAAAUCCAAUGAAAACAAUCAAAAAGAAACAAAUGGCCCAUUACCGACCGACAAUAAUGAAGAAGAUAAGACAUUGGAUGACAUUUUAGAACAAGUAGCUGAACUUGAUGAGAUUUAUUCGGAUCGUGUAACGCGCCGCGAUACUUAUAAUAACACCCUUUUGAAUGAAUUAAAUGAUAUGGAUACCUGCAUAGCCACAGAAGCAAGUAAAAAUUUGGUGGAUGGCAGCCAAACUGCUAUGGAAGUCGAUGAAAAUUUCGACGACGCCGCCACCUACACUAGCUUACAGAUUGCUUUUAAGAAUCCUAUUACAAUACCCAUGGAUGAUUUAAUACCAGAAACUAUGACAGAGGUAGCUCAGCAUUACGACCCAGUCGAAGUUAGAAAUUCGCCAGCAACAGACAGUAUUCGAAUACAGAAUGCACAACCAUUGCAAGGCCCUCCCAGACCGCCAGCACCAACAAAAUUUACAUCGCCUUUCAUGCACGUAACAGCAGCCGAAGAGGAAAAGGUACCACCUUUGCCGCCUAAACGUCUGCGUAAACAAGAUAGCAAUGCGGAAAAUCGUUCCAUAGAAGCCAAUAUUGGUGAUACAUCAAAUCGUCCCCAGCGUCAAGCCCCGCCACCCAUUAUUAUAAUGAAAACACCUGAUCAAUCGCCACCCACUAAACGUUUGCCACCAAAGCCUGAUGCGAAUAAUUGCAAUACUUUGCCGAAACAAAAAAAGCCUGGCUUCUUUUCAAAAUUAUUUUCAAGGCGGAAAAGCAAAUCUGACCUUAGUUCUGCUUCAGAUCAAGUAAUUUCGAAAACUGGCUCCAAAACGACCACUCCUGCAGACAGCAGAGAAUCGAGUUUUGGUAACUUUCAUUUGAAUGAUCCGAAUCGGUCGUCUAUACGGUCCGCUAAAUCUCUGCAGCCGUCCUCAUUACCUACCAGUCCACUUGGAAAAACCAAUAAGGUCGGUAAACCAGUGGGUCGUAGUGUAAGCAGUGUAUCUGGCAAAAGGCCGACUCAUCUCAAUGCGGAUGUCGUACAUAUACCUCUUAAAGGUGAUAGUACGAACAGUUUACCUCAACAAGAAGAUUAUUCAAAGGCUAGUACACUAACGCUGAGCAAUACACUCGACCGUAAAACUGUAUCUGCGUUGCAAUUGGCUGAUAUACCGUUAUGCGAGGGCAAUAUGGAAUUGGUAGCAAUAGCAGAUCGACAAAGUUUGCGCAAUCUCUGCCAAGGAGAAUAUAAUGUUCAAAUCGAUCCUGACGUUGAUUUAACCGAGGCUGAACACUUUGCCCUUUAUACGAGUGUGCCACCGCAGGCGACGGUUAGUGAAUUCGAUGAGACUUCUGCUUAUUACGCUGCUGUAGAUGGUGGCGAAAUUUUAACACCCGAAGAAUUGGCUGAACGUUUAGUGGCUGCAAAUCGUAUAAAUUAAUUAUACCGCUGACUCAUUCUAACCAAAGACAAUAUCGAUCUUAAUAGGGAGUCGGAUUACUUCCAGAUCAAUAUUAACUCUGUUUUUUUUAGAAUGGAUACGACGCGUUAAUUUGUCAAUGUAUGCUUUUUGGCAUAUUUUGAUAAAAUAUUUUGUCUUUUUUUAAAAGUAUCACAAUGAAAAGUUAAGCCAAAGGAAAAAUUCUACGACGGCUGAAUUUCAUUUAGUUGAUAUAACGAAAAACAGUUUAUAUUUUUAAUAUAUUUAUAAACUCGUAAAACUCGAUAAUGUGCAUGAAAUGCACAUUGAAUGAAAUUAUGUAACGUUUUUGGCAAUUAAAGUUUAUACUUUACAGAAUAUAAUAAUCUAUAAUCCAAACAUUGUUAAUGAAACAUUCAUUGUAUUAUAAGCAAACAUAUUAUUAUUUUAUAUUGUUUUGUAAUGUAAAACACAUAAGAAUGUUGAACCAAAAUGCAAUCAAAGAAUUUGACAU